AUGUAUAACCCGUACCAGCAACAGGGCAUGGGUUACCAGCAGCAGCAGCAGCAGCAGCAACAACCAAAUGGAUUCUAUCCGCAGCAGCAGCAAGGUCAGUCUACAAACCAACCCCAAGGCCAGCCUCAACGACUACAACAAAUGGCGUUUAACCAACCUCAAACCACUGGAAUCGGUGGGAUGGCUCAAAGCUUCGGUAAUUCUUUCACCAGUAUGCCACAGCAACCUCAAACGGGUUACAAUAAUAAUGGUAAUAACAAUGGUGCAUACGGUAAUGGUAACUUUGGCCAACAACAACAGCAAGUGAAACCGCAGCAUACGGGAUAUGUGCCUAAUGCCAAUGUCGGUGCCAGUAUGCCUAUGAUGAAUACUACUGGCACCAUGCCACCUCCUAAUCCGGCUCAGCAGCCUCAGUUACAAUCCAUACAACCCCAAAGCACAGGCUAUUAUCAGUCUGCUAAUACUGCGAAUGUACAUCCAGUACAACCAUUGCAAUCUCAGGGGACAGGCUAUUAUGUGUCUACACCUAAUUUGAUUCCUUCUAACCAAGCUCAACAGCCUCUUCAGGCUCAGGGUACAGGUUAUUAUCAAUCUCAGCCUCAACAGGCGCCUCCUGCUCAGCAAGCACAGUCUUUGCAACCUUUGAAGCCGCAGCAAACAGGAUUUUACCUUCAACCACAAAACCAAGCUCCCUUGGAGCCAUUAAAGCCCACCGCAACAGGCUUUGUCAACUCAUUUGCCAACAACGGUAUAAACAACGAUAUCAAAAUCCCUGCUAUUAGGUUGUCCUUCAUUACUGCGCAAGAUCAGGCGAAGUUUGAGACUUUGUUCAGAUCAAUUGUUACCAACGGUUCCAACACUGUUUCUGGCGCUAAUUGUAGAAAAAUUUUGAUGAGAUCCGGUUUGCCACCUUCUCAACUGGCAAGAAUUUGGACCCUCUGUGAUACGUCAAAAGCGGGUGAGUUGCUGUUUCCUGAAUUUGCAUUGGCAAUGCAUUUGAUCAAUGAUGUCUUACAAGGUGACACUAUCCCUUACGAAUUGGAUUCUAAGACAAGAAACGAAGUUUCAAGUUUUAUUGACGCCAUUAAUUUAAGUAUCGCAAACCAGGAUUCUUCCGCUAAUGAUGCUCCAAAGACUCCCUUUGAUGAAUUCAUUACCGCGGGCGUACAAAAUUUGCAACCGCAGCCAACAGGAUUUAUGCCUCAAACUAGUUUUGGUGUGCCAUUACAGUCUCAAAUUACUGGAGGUGGUGUUGCCCCAGCAUUGAAUCCCCAAUCCACAGGAUUCAUGGCACCCACUACUUUCAAUAUGUCAAUGAAUACGGGAACCCCCGGAUUGACCGCCCAAAUUACUGGAGGAGCUCCUGCUCCUAUGCAACCCACCAUUACUGGCAACACUUUACAACCUCAGGCAACUGGUAUGAUGCCACAGACUUCGUUUGGAGUUAAUUUAGGACCUCAAUUGACCGGUGGUGCCUUGCAAUCUCAGUAUACCGGAGGAUAUGGUUCCGUUAUGCCUCAGCAGACCAGUAAUUCAAGUAUGCCCAAUUUGUCCUUUAACCAACAAGGACUGCAACCUCAAGUAACUGGGUUGCAACCUCAACCAACGGGCUUUUUGCCACCAUCCAAUUUCAGUGCUACUAUGCCAUUGACUGCCCAAAAGACUGGGUUUGGUAAUAAUGAAAUUUAUACCCAAUCCAACUUUGGUAAUAACUUGAUUGAUAACUCAAGUCAAGACAAGAUUUCUACAGAGGAAAAAUCUUUGUUUUAUAAAAUUUUUGAAACUUUUGAUACUCAAAACAAAGGCCUGUUAAAUUCUCCCACGGCGGUGGAAAUUUUUAGAAAAUCAGGUUUAAAUCGUGCAGAUCUGGAACAAAUUUGGAACCUGUGUGAUAUAAACAAUACUGGCCAAUUAAAUAAACAAGAAUUCGCACUAGGUAUGCAUUUGGUUUAUGGUAAGUUAAACGGGAAACCCAUCCCCAAUGUCCUACCUCCAAAUUUAAUUCCUUCUAGCACAAAACUUUUGGACAAUCUAAAGAACCAAUUGAAGACAGAGCCAACCGCUACAAAAGAAAAACCUUCGUUUGGCAAAAUCGAUGCCUUGAGCUACAAGAAUAACGAUGAUGAUGUUUUGCCGAACUAUAGAAAUCGUAGGAAGGUUUACUCUGCGAAGAAUGAAGAGCAAUCUUCUUCUUUUUCUUCACCACCUACUAGAGUUGAGAAUCCUUCUAGCAGCCCUCUUCAAACUAACGACAUUUUGGAACACAAGACAGUUGAAAAAAAGACACCACAACCAAAAUAUACUGGGUUUUCAAGGGAAAUUAAUUUGAAAAAUAUUGCUGAAUUGGAAAAUGAGAUCAAAAAUAUCGGUAGUCCUGAAAACCCUUAUGAUAAUUCUAUUCCAUCGGAUUUGACAAGCCGUUUUGAUGCCAUUAUUGCCAAACUUCCAAAUUUAUUCAAUGAAAUUUCUACAAUUGAUAACGAGAUUACUAAUGCAAAAAUUCAGUUGUAUAGAAAAAAAAAUCCCUCUUCAAUAAUUGGAUCUGGUCCAAACGGUGAGAUAACCGAAAACGACAGGAAGAAGGCUAAGAGCAGAGCUUUGUUGAGAGCAAGGAUGUCUGCUCUAACAGGGAAAUCAACAGAAUCGGAGGAUUUACUUCCCACGGAAGAUGAGCAACAAAGUGCUGAAAUCAAGAGAAUCCAGCAGGAAAAUGGCAAGAACCAAGAAAUAAUUAAAGAUAUAAGAUCAUCUAUAUCAGAUAUUUCUGCAUCUUUGAAAUCUACUAUGACAGGGUCAGAUAUGAUAUCCAAUCAAGAAUUUGAAAGAUGGGAAUUUGGUAUAGGAUUAGAAGAUGGUGUUCGUGAAUUUUUGGAUGAUCUAAAGUCAAAUUCUAAUAAACUAGUGGCUGAAUCAUCUCCUUUUGUGCCUUCCUCAACACCAACUCCUGUAGAUGAUCGUUCUUCGUCGCCUUCUUAUUCUCAGUUCAAAACUGCCGAAGAAAGAGCUGCUUAUCUGAAAGAACAGGCAAAAAAGAGAAUGAAGGAGAAAUUGGCUAAAUUUGAAAAGAAUAGACGAAGCGUAACUCAAAAUUCCAGAUCAAUUAUAAACGAGAACUCUCAGGAACAACCGCAACAGAUUGAAGGUUCUUCCAGUUUAGUUGAACCUAGGGCAACUGCAUUGGAAGAGGAAAAAUACGUGGAACCUGUUCAACCCGUUCAACCCGUUCAACCCGUUCAACCCGUUCAACCUGUUCAACCCGUUCAACCUGUUCAACCUGUUCAACCUGUUCAACCUGUUCAACCUGUUCAACCUGUUCAACCUGUUCAAUCUGUUCAGCGUGUAUACAAUGAAAAGCAAGAAUCUGAUGAUGAUGAAGAUGAUGAAGAGAGGCGUUUACAAGAGGAACUAAAAAGAUUGAAACUUAAAAAAAAGGCUGAGAAAGAAAAAAGACUUGCAGCUUUACGUAAGCAAAUUGAGGAUGCUCAGAAUGAAAGUGACGAAGAGGAGGAAAAUGGAAAAAACAACUCUAGUGGCCCUAUGAACGUUCCUCGGACUGCCCCAGUCGCACCAUCUACACCUUUUUCGCAAAAUCCUGCUGGUGUCCCUAGCUCGGUACACGCCGCUGUUACCCCCGGUGCAAGUGCGAACACUACUGUUCUGCCACCUACAUCAACGGGCCAUAAUCCAUACUUCAAGGACGCAUCGGCUAGCUCCACAUCUACUUUUGAUACUCGUGCUGCAGAAAUGCAAAGAAGGAUCCAAAGAGGAUUGGACGAGGACGAGGAUGAUGGAUGGUCUGAUGAUGACGAGAAUAAUAACCGCGCAGCUGUGGGCAAUAAGGUUGAGCAAGCAAAUAUUGGUCAUCCCGAACAUGCCCGCGUUUCGCCUGUUGUUACUGCUCCUCCUUUGCCAUCAGUUGCCCCUGUUCCCCAGAUAGCUUCCGUUUCAGGAGGAACAGGAUCCCUUCAGGCAAAUACCUCUAAUGAAAAGAGUAAUCCUAUCCCAAUAGCCCCAACCCCACCUCCUGUCACUCAAGAGCCGCCCGUCCCGUUGGCUCCCCCUUUACCUGCUGUUGAUGGCUCUCAAGAACUCCCAGCUCCCUCAGUUCCUGCCGUAGCUACUGCCGUGCAAAAAUCCAGCUCUUCCACUCCAGCUUUAGCUGGAGGGGUUCUGCCUCCACCCCCAUCUUUACCAACCGAACAAGCUUCCAAUUCUGAACCUACUAUUGUUCAUGUUGAUAACGAAAAUGGUCCUGAAAAGGGCAUGGGCGCAUAUGGACCCGAUUCCGAUGAUGACGUUUUAUCGAUUCCCGAAUCAGUUGGUUCAGAUGAAGACGAAGGGGAUGCACCACCAGUCCCCACUACAAGUAUCCAAUCAAUUCCACCUACAGGCAUCCCUCCACCCCCACCUCUACCAUGA
Messenger RNA from Saccharomyces paradoxus, 4419 nucleotides. RefSeq names its product actin cytoskeleton-regulatory complex protein PAN1 (gene PAN1). Bases 1 to 4419 code for a protein of 1472 amino acids. Gene Ontology annotation, cellular component: cytoplasm; nucleus; mating projection tip. Lineage: Eukaryota; Fungi; Ascomycota; Saccharomycetes; Saccharomycetales; Saccharomycetaceae. The record is from RefSeq and is a predicted model, not a curated record. Gene Ontology annotation, molecular function: protein binding; calcium ion binding. Gene Ontology annotation, biological process: actin cortical patch assembly; endosomal transport; endocytosis. The transcript has a single exon.